Molecule: messenger RNA, 1595 nt
Organism: Salpingoeca rosetta
Lineage: Eukaryota; Choanoflagellata; Craspedida; Salpingoecidae
Exons: 7
Coding region: 30-1394 (454 amino acids)
Source: RefSeq, a predicted model, not a curated record
CAGUGGUGCAAUUUGUGCAAACCGUGGACAUGGGUGACAGUGAUGAGUACCUCAACCCUUGGGGCGAGGAUGAUGCGCUCGCUCGCUCCAUGAAGGAGUUUGAGGAGCGGAAGGCAAAGGCAGAGGCAGAGAAGAAGAAGAAAGAGGAGGAGCAGGAACAGGAGCAGCAGGAGCAGGCGAGGAAGAAAGAGAGCGGCAGUGGCGGUGGUGGGGAUGUGGGUGAUGAUUACGUGGAUCCCUACGGCCGCGGGGACGAAUUGGCACAGAUGAUGAAGGCGUUUGAGGCAAGGAAGCAGCAAGCCGAGGCACAGAAACAGGCGCUGGCUGCGCAGCAGGCAAAGGAGAAGGAAGAGAAGGAAGAGAAGGAGGCACAGGACUUCGCGGCAAAGACAACAGAGCCAACAUCACGGCAGAGAAGCGAUGACAGUAGGCGAGCCACGACCAAGGCACGAGACCGCUCCAGCAGCAGAGACCGACACAGACACAGAAGCAGGAGCAGGAGUCCACAUCGGCGCGGGAGUCGACAUCGCGAGUCCAGCAGCAGGCGCAGACGGCACCAUGACAGCCGCAGCCGCAGCCGCAGCCGGAGUCGCAGCCCAAGGAGGAGACGCCGGUAUCGCAGCCGCAGCCGCAGUCCCCGGCGCCGGUACAGCCGCGAUGACCGCCAUCGCAGACACGACGAUCGACGGCGGGACGAGAGGCGUGAGCGGCACCGCGAGCGGGGGCGUCACGAGGACCGAGGACGGGAGCGGCGUAGCAGGUCGAGGGAGCCCACAAAGCACGGCCACAGUGGCAGUGGUGCUGGCAGCGGUGGCGAUGUUGCUGCCACCGACCCCAUGUUCAACCUCUCUGCCCCGCUCGUUGUUGAUCGGUUCCUGGAGGUGUGGACGGCAAACAACAACGCAAACACUCGCGUGAAGGAGCUGCUGGAGCUCUUUGACACAACGUCCUUUGAACUCCGUGGCCUCGUGCGCAGGGAGCGGCUUGUGAGUGGUGCCGAUCUCCAGAACAACUUCAAGAUGACGCGCCCGUGGCCGGCAAAGCCAUGCAAACGCCUCUUUGUCGAGAGCAACCGUCCAACUGACCCAACGUUUGCGCUCGACUUCUACCGCAAGGGGGAGGGCCCGUGUUUUUCGCACAUUGGGUACACCGUCCACCCGCCAACAGUAGACCUCGCUCUCCUCUACCGCGUCCAGAACAACAAAAUCACACAGAUCCACGUCGCUGAGGACAAGGAGGGACUGGUGCUGACAGACGAUGUGGAGGAAGACGACGUCACCGCAUCCGCCAUUGGCAAACAGGCGUUCGACGUGAUGAUCCGGCCUGGCGGGCUCGGCGGCACGAGCAUCAACCGCGUCUUCAACAACUACGACAACAUCCCCGUCAUCGGCUGAUGCAUCGUCGUCGUCGUCGUCGUCGUCAUGGUGGUGGUGGUGGAUGGUAGUUUGCAGUGGUGGUGGUGGUGGUGGCACGUGAGCCACUGUUCUUCAACAUCAAUAUGCACAACUCUUUUUUUGUCUUUGAGAACGCACCAACCCCGCCAAUACAUGAACGCGUAUGCGCUGGAGAAGUUUUAAUCACUGCAUGGAAUGCAA